ACCGCAUACUGUUGUGACCUUAUAAUUAGAACUACUUCGGCAGGGAUUUGUAGUUCAGCUUCAUGCUACCAAAUAGCGUCACUUCACGGACUAAUCAUGCGCUCUAUCCUAAUUUGACCUAAAACUUCGGUACUCUAGGCGAAAUCAGUUCACUGAAGGCGGCAAGUCUUACCCGGAAUUGCUUCCUGUUUAAUUAAUCUAGUUUGGUUCAUCGGUGAUCGAGAUUUUACUCACAAAAUACCCUGACCUAAACUAGGCUUUUCGAUUUUGGUCACAAGAGAUUUUCGUGACACCAGUGGUUAAAGUGUGGUUGACGGAGGCGGGCUCCUUCAAGAUGGGAAAUGGUAAUACGAAAGCAGCUACUCUUCGACGAGUUGUACUUGCCAACCAAAAAUUCCGUCAGGCUUUGCAGCUUUGGCAAGACGAUCGCUCCGUUAGGGAGCCCUGGAGAACAAUUCUCCGCAAAGCUCCAUCGCAUAUUUACCGCAAACGGAAGGAGUUACUUCAAAACGAAGACGAAGAGUUGAUGGAGUAUUUCAACAACCUGCUACAAGGGAAAAUCAAACCAGAUUCAAGAUGGAGUAUUCCUUCGAGGGAGAUCGCUAUAUUUCUGAGUUCAACUUUUACGGACAUGUGCAGGGAAAGAGAUCUACUCAUGGAAGACGUGUAUCCAUAUUUGCGCGAAUUUUGUCGACAACUUGGCUAUAAUUUCAGUGUGGCUGACAUGCGCUGGGGAGUGCGUGACGAAAUGACGGACGAACAUCAAGCAGUUGAAAUUUGUGUGAAAGAAGUACAACGAUGCAGGAAGGAGUCCAUAGGACCAUACAUGGUUUGUAUUAUUGGUGACAAGUAUGGCUAUAGACCAAUCCCGAACAAAAUUGAUAAGGAAGUGUUUCAGAUGCUGUUAAGUAGCGUCAAGAGUCAGCCAGGCAGCAAAAGCGCAUCUGAACUGUUGGAAAAGUGGUACAAACUGGAUGAGAACAGUUUCCCUGCGGCGUACGUACUACUUCCUGUGUCAACAUAUUACCCGCACGCUUACAAGAAUUCCGCUGUAGUCGAUAUGACGACCAAGACAAGACAGGAAAGAAAUCAGUGGUGGCAGGAUUUGGUAACCAUGAGAGAAGCUUUACAAAAGGCUGCGAGUCAGACAGACGUUUCAGCUUUUUCCCUUUGCAACAUGACAGAAGAGGAUUUUAAAAUAUCAGUGACAGAGGAGGAAAUUAUGACUGGGAUUAGAGGGGAAGACAUGGAUCCCAAUUAUAUGUUUCUCUUUUUACGUUCCCUUAAAGGAAUAGACGAGAUUGAUCCAAAUAACAAUGGUUUCGCCAAGCGCUAUAUAGAUGUAGAGGAAUGCGGGUUUCAAUCGCACUCCACAAAACGAAAUGAUGCAAAAUGUUCGCUACAGAGGCUUAGAGAUAGCUGUCAAGAAUUUAUUCCAAAUGCCAACAUCUGCAGAUAUAGCCUGUCUCUACACGUUACAAGAGAUGGUCAUAUCGACGUGAAAAAGAACAAAGAAGAAGUAAAGAAUUUCUGUGACAAGUUCUGUCAGUUAAUGGUCGAUGCCAUCCAGGAAGCUGUAGCUAAACAUAAAGUGAUCGAUGACCCCUUGUAUCUCGAGGUUCUUAACCACGCGACAAUGGCAGAGAAAAGGACAGAGGCAUUUGUUGGCAGGAAACUUUUUCUGAAAAAGAUGGAAGCUUACCUGAAGAUGGAUAAUGGUGGAAAGCCCUUUGUUGUCCAUGGUAUUUCUGGAUGUGGAAAAACGUCCCUUAUGGCCAAAGUGUUCAACAUGUCUAUUGAAGAUUGGAGUGGAGUAGAGACUGGAAGGCCAUUUCAUUUCAUACGAUUCAUAGGCACUUCACCUUUCUCAUCUGAUGUAAGAUCUCUGUUGAGAAGUUUGUGUCAGCAGAUGUGCUUGGUGUUGAACGAUACAUCAACAGUUAUUACAGACAACUGUGAGCGGCUAGUGGCAACAUUUCGCUCUCUUCUCCAAAGAGCCACACCAGAAAAGCCAAUAGUUUUAUUUCUCGACUCACUGGACCAGCUGUCAGACCAAGAUGACGGACGUGCCUUAAGAUGGCUUCCAAUGAGCUUGCCAAAUAAUGUCCACAUUGUGGUGAGCACCCUUCCCAAUACAGGAGGGUGCCUUGCUGUACUAAAAACCAAACUAAAACCAGAAAACAAUGCUGAAUUUUAUCUUGAGGUUUCAUCCUUGGAAUCAAGUGACGCUGAAAGCAUUCUAGAUAUGAGAUUAGAAAAAGAGAAAAGGAAACUCACAGCACAGCAAAGGUCCCAAGUAUUAGAAACCUGUUCUAAACCAACAGCACUUUACAUGAAACUUGCUUGUGACACAGCUCUUCGUUGGAAAUCUUUCUCUGAAAACACACACAAGGAAUUAAGACCGACUGCGACAGAGCUGAUCAUACAACUUUUUGAACGCUUGAUCACAGAGCAUGGGGAACAGUUUGUCCGUAGGGCUCUAGGUUACAUCACAGCCUCUAAAACAGGUCUUUCGAAGUCAGAACUGGAAGAUAUCUUAUCAUGUGAUGAUAUCGUACUCUCUGAUGAGGUCUUUAAAUACCACGUUUCACCAAUCAGAAGGCUGCCACCUCUUCUGUGGACUCGACUCCGCAACGAUUUAGGCAGUUAUCUGGUGAAGGUAGCCGCAGAUGGUCACGUGGUAUACAAGUGGUAUCACAGACUGUUCCUGGAGGCAGCAAGGAGUUAUUUUUUGAGUGAUAAGCCCUUCACAGACUCGCUUCACAGGGAUUUAGCAAAUUACUUCAGUGGCAGGUGGGCGCGGGAAGCAAAGCCAUACACAGACAAAGACAGAACAAGAAGAAGUGCAUUCAGAAUAGUGGCAGAUCAGCCGUUGUUAUUAAGUACUGAAGACUCAGAAGAUAGCAUGGAUUCCGAAAAUGAAGGGAAUAGACCAAGAUACAACUUGCGCAAGUUAAGCGAGCUACCUUACUAUUUGAUCAGAUGUGACAUGUGGAAUGAAUUUGUGGAGAUUGUGUGUCAGAUUCCAUGGCUGAUGGCAAAGUGUAAGGCUGGAAAAGCAUUCGAACUGACUCUUGAACUCUCUGAGGCUUCCUUGAAGUGCAGCAAUGACAAGUCAGCCAUGAUAGAAGACGUGUACAGUUGUAUUCGAGCCAAUGCUCAACAACUGAGUCAGUUCCCUGAGCUGGUACCACAGCUUUGUCUCAAUGAACCCGAUAUUUCAUAUUGCGCUACUAUGGCUAAGAAAUAUUUGGAAACAGCCAGCAAACAUGAAGGCGCUAAGAUCACUCUUUGGAGAGAUUUAACGAAAAUGGAGUCUCGCAAGAUCAACGUAGCAUCAUUUAAGCAUCCAGCAGGAGUCAGGAGAUGUGUUUUCUCCAAAGGCUGCAAAUAUCUGGCCACGUACGCUACAGAUGGGGUGUUGCGUGUAUUUAUGGUCGCAAGUGGCUAUACCGUCAUGACAAAGUAUUGCGAAUGUCACGUGAUAUCGUUUCCCGCCAGCAUAGACCAAUGCCACUGGGUUGCAGUCGCUGGUUCGCACUCCAUUUUCCGUUUCGGCCUGGGCACUGGUGGUAAACAUGAAGGGACAACUCUUCAAGAGAUAAAUGUUGACUGCGACAUUGACGAUAAAGCAAGCAUUGUUAGUACCAAGAAAGGCAAGGCUUGGGAGAUAUUUCUGGCAACAGCGCAUGGUAAGCUACGUUCCUAUAGUACUUCACCUUCCUCUAACGGACAGCCUGUUAUGAAAGAAGAACUCCCGAGAAGGCCAAAAGUUCUGGCAAUCUCUCCAGAUGGCAACUCGUUAGCAUUUGGAUCAGACAAGAUGUAUUUGUGGAACCCGAAAUCUCAUAAGGACGUGAGGGUCUUCGAGACUGGUAAGAAGACCGCUCCGAAAAUGGAUGGCGCUACCAUAAGUUUUUCGAAGAACGGUGCCAAGUUAGGAGCAGUGCUGUCGAAUGGAACUUACAUAUGGAAUAUUCAGAGUGCAAAACUCCUGAGGACACUUGCCAUGAACUGUUUGGGUGUCGCGUUUGUCGUGUUUUCUCCAGAGUUCGAUUACAUUGCUACCCAGGACCUCAAAGACAAUGAACAUCUCCAGGUAUUGUGCAUGGCUCCUAAACCGUACGAUAAAAGUCCAGAAUGGGAAAUACUGACAGGCCAUUCGGGUGAAAUUCGAACCUGCUGUAUUGGGAACAGGGAAAGCGGUCAUCCCUUAAUUGCAACAGCCUCAGAUGACAGCACCGUUCAACUAUGGGAUACGAGAAACAUGCCUUCACCGAAAGUAGUCAAGCUUCCAAACCACAGCAGUCUCGUUCAAGAGUGUACAUUUUCCAAUGAUAAUGAAUUAGCAGUAAGUUGUUCCUUGACUGAGACAUGGGUAUGGCAGGCCCAACCACCUGUGUACCGACUACAUCGGUUACACCCUGCUUCUGGCAAUAGAGCCAGUGGCACCUGCCCCUGUUUCUCUGAAGACGCAUCAUUUGUAUCAGUGUUUGUUGAGACUGGUGUGGAUGUGUGGCAUCUCAAGUCAGGUGUUGAUCCUCAUGGAUCUGACAGGAGUCUUCUCAUGGGAGCACACAGAACUCUUACACUUUUGACUGUCCAACACCUCUUCACCAAAUUCACAUCCGACGGCUUGUACACCUGCUUGAUUACGGAAAGUGAGCCUGAAACUGUAAGACUCUAUCUCGCUGUCAAUAGAUACAGUCUGGAGAAAUGGGCAAAACAUGAGCUCAAAGAUCCGCCACCAAUGGAUCUGAAUGAAAGAGAAGCAUUUGAGCAGAGGUUUUCAGUUGACAGUGGAAACAAGAUCACAGAAGCAGCCAUAUCAAGCACAUGUGGCAGACUUGUGGCUAUAAGUGUACCAAGGCAAAGUAGUUCUCAGGAUUGGAUGAAAGGGCCUGCCGAGGUUCACUUGUGGGAUCUAAACGACCACACGAACUGGAAAGUCCAAAUAUCCCUACACCCCACCAUCAUUCGUCAGGUGAAAGUUGGUUGCGAUUACCUGGUAACUUUUGUUCAGUGUCGUAAUCACAUAUCUGCAUCUAAAAAAGUCAGGAGUGGCAGGACAAAGAGGAGAUCUUCUUACAACGCUGCAUCGGUCGUCGAUGAAGGUAUUUUCCAUGUCAUAGAUAGAGAUGGAUCGACGGUUCAGACAUCUCAGAUUCCUGGUAAAUUUUCUGGAUUGAGCGUAGUUAACGGUGAAUCUUCUUUGCGGAAGAUAUCAGAAGGACUUUUGGCUUACAGUCUACAGGAAGGUGUUGUCAAAGCGCAGGAGGUCAGAUCUAAUAAGGUGAUGGGAACCUUCACAGUCAACAACACGGAAAUAACAGCCGUGAACAUUUCGUCAAAUGGAAAAUCUGCCGUUGUGGGAUGCGCAAAUGGAAAUGUGCACAUUAUUCAGAUGAUUUAGAGGAAUUCAUAAUACCUCUUUUAAUCUACAUAAGACGAUUUCGACCGAUCUGCUUUGUAAUCAAAACAACGCAAAUAUCUCCUCACAUCCUAUAGUGUGAAAAAAACCAACUUUUGAUAUUGAUAGAUCAUACUUUUAAUAUAUUUGCAGUAUCUAGGUGAUUAAUUAUUUGUUGAUUUAUUUCGUUGUAACUAUGACUUCUCGGUUGUGGUGCGCUAUUGUUAACCUGUUAAAUGCAAAGCUCACAGUGUUCCUGUGGAAUUAAUUAUGUGUCGGUGCGACCCGUGUUCCCGGGUCCAAUUACUUAAAAUUGACAAAAGCGUCCUUUUCCCGACUGCGAUUUAAGGACAAUCGAGGGUACGCAGUUUUAACCAGAAAGCCACGUUAGUACAUUUACUUCAGAUUUAUUGUAUUAAAAUUUUAA
Messenger RNA from Stylophora pistillata, 5837 nucleotides. RefSeq names its product telomerase protein component 1. The record is from RefSeq and is a predicted model, not a curated record. Gene Ontology annotation, molecular function: protein binding. NCBI's taxonomy places the organism in Eukaryota, Metazoa, Cnidaria, Anthozoa, Scleractinia, Pocilloporidae.